AUGUUCCCCCUCCGAGUCCUCUGCGCCAUAGCACCUCUCCUCCUCGCCGUUCGUGCCGAUGUCGACCUCGAUCUCGACGACGUUCCCAACGCGUGUCAAUCCAUCUGCCGGCCCGUCAGCCAGCUGGCGAGGGUCUGCGAGACGGACGCCAAGGGCACCUCGGACCGCGACAACGACCUCCUCGAGGCCCAGUGCGUCUGCACCAACAAGAGCUUCGACGUCGCCAAGGUCGCCGCCCUCUGCGCCGCCUGCAUGCACCAGAACAACGCCAGCCGGGACGACCUCGGUGACAUCGACGGCCUGCUGGCCACCUGCAGUUUCUCCAGUACCACGUACGCACCAACCGCCACCGGUCUCGUCUCGAGCAUCAGCGUCUCGGCAACGCCCGUCACCGAUUCUAAUCAGCUGACGACGACCAUGGCGGGCGGCACCUCGGCGGGCGCCGUCCAGACGUCAAAGUCGACGACGUCGAGUCGCAAUGCCGCCCCGACGCGGGGGGCCGGCGUCCUCUACGUCGCCGGCGCCGUCGUUGCGGGAGGGCUGAUGUUGUAG
This is a messenger RNA of Drechmeria coniospora, 552 nucleotides long. RefSeq lists its product as uncharacterized. The record is from RefSeq and is a predicted model, not a curated record. The transcript has 2 exons. Lineage: Eukaryota; Fungi; Ascomycota; Sordariomycetes; Hypocreales; Ophiocordycipitaceae. Bases 1 to 552 code for a protein of 183 amino acids.